AUGCCGGAGCGGCAGCCGCAGCCCUGCGGAUCCGUGCGGGCCCCGCUCGGGCUCCUGUGGGAGAUUGGGGCUGGCUGGAGCUGCUGCAGCCGUCGGGAUGUGCAGGGCUUUGCACAGAGGAUGUUCAGCAUCCCUAACCGGAUUUGGGGAUUUGCACGGGGUGGGAAUGGGGGCAGGAAUCAGCCCCUGGGAUUGGAGCUCCGUCCAGGAGUGAUGGCUCCUCCUGCUCUCAGGAGCUCCCCAGCAGAGAGCAGGAGGUUGAGCAGGGACGGAGCGCCCUGGAUUUGGCACCUCCUGCAGGAGCGUGCACGGGCUAUUGUCACUGAUGCUUUUUAUGAGAACAAGGACCUAAUUAUGAUUUCACAAUUUGUGUACUGUAAGCUCAAGAAUCAGAAGGUGACAAAAGGCAGUCCCAGCCUGAGGAAUUUGGGCACAGACUGGAUUGUGGGGUGUGGAGCUCUGAGUGGCACUGCCCUCUGUCAGCUGCUCCUCAGGAACCAGCAGCACAGGCCAGCAAUCCCAAGGACUAAUAGCUCUCCUGACCUGACUGAAAUGCCAGGCUUCAUUUGUGGCUGUGUGUCCUGUGUUGUCCUGGGCAGCAGACUCCCUCAGCUCUGUAAAAACCUCCAGAGAAGAUGCACAGAAGGCACCUUUUACCUGCUCUUUGCCUUGGCCAUGAUGGGAAACUGCACCUGUGGACUGAGCCUUGUUCUAAAGAUGCCAAAACCCAAAUCCUCCUGGGCCCUUUUCUUUGUUCACCACCCUCCCUGGCUCAUUGGGAGCUUUGGAGUUUUGUUCCUUGACAUUUUGGUACCAUUUUCCUGUUACAGCUAA
Molecule: messenger RNA, 834 nt
Organism: Motacilla alba alba
Lineage: Eukaryota; Metazoa; Chordata; Aves; Passeriformes; Motacillidae
Product: lysosomal amino acid transporter 1 homolog
Source: RefSeq, a predicted model, not a curated record